Molecule: messenger RNA, 2424 nt
Organism: Humulus lupulus (European hop)
Lineage: Eukaryota; Viridiplantae; Streptophyta; Magnoliopsida; Rosales; Cannabaceae
Product: cationic amino acid transporter 2, vacuolar-like
Exons: 14
Coding region: 254-2182 (642 amino acids)
Biological process (GO): amino acid transport; transmembrane transport
Cellular component (GO): membrane
Molecular function (GO): amino acid transmembrane transporter activity
Source: RefSeq, a predicted model, not a curated record
UGCUUUGAUUACAAGCAACCAUUCAUUAUUGUUUCCGUAUCUAGAAGAGAGUUGAUAAGGAAAAAGAAGAAAAACCAGGAGCUCUGCCCGCUAUUCCUUCAAAAUUUCAAGCCUUCCCAAAAUCAAUAAUUGGGGAAGGCGGGUAGAUUUGUUCUUAGUUAUUUUGAUUCUUUGGGAUCAAACCAUAGCCACCCAUCAGAGACUAUUGUUGUGAUUCUUUCGAAAAUCGUGUUGGGAAUUUCUUUUUUGUGUAAUGGGUGUUUCAGAUGAUUGUGAUGGUGUUGGUUCAUUAUUGUCUUCACGGAGAUGGGGAGGUGGCUUUAAGAGCUUGACCAGGAGGAAACAGGUGGACUCUGCUAAUGAUAAGAAAGGACCUCAACUGGCCAAAGAGUUAUCUGUUCCCUACCUUGUUGCAAUUGGAGUUGGCUCAACAAUUGGAGCUGGAGUCUAUAUCCUAGUUGGAACAGUUGCUAGAGAACAUACUGGACCAGCCUUGACCAUUUCAUUUUUAAUAGCUGGAAUAGCUGCUGCUCUUUCAGCCUUUUGCUAUGCGGAGCUCUCUAGUCGUUGCCCUUCUGCAGGAAGUGCCUAUCAUUAUUCAUAUAUAUGUGCUGGAGAAGGACUUGCUUGGUUGGUUGGUUGGGCUUUAUUAUUGGAAUAUACACUUAGUGGGGCAGCUGUUGCCAGAGGAAUAUCUCCAAAUUUGGGAUUUCUUUUUGGAGGAGAGAACAACCUGCCAGCCUUUCUUGGCCGUCAAUAUAUCCCUGGGCUUGACAUUACAGUUGACCCCUUUGCAGCAGUUCUAGUUUUUAUUGUCACUGGGCUCCUGUCUGUGGGAAUUAAGGAGAGUACUCUAGCACAAGCUAUAGUGACAACAGCAAAUGUUUGCGUACUGCUAUUUGUCAUAAUAGCGGGUACUUAUUUGGGUUUCAAAUCUGGAUGGGUUGGAUAUGAGCUUCCUACUGGGUAUUUUCCCUUUGGGGUUGAUGGAAUGCUUGCUGGGUCUGCUACAGUAUUCUUUUCCUACAUUGGCUUUGAUACAGUUGCAAGCACCGCUGAAGAGGUGAAAAACCCUAAACGGGAUUUACCACUGGGUAUUGGGGCAUCACUUUCUAUCUGCUGUGCUUUGUACAUGUUGGUCUCUGUUGUCAUUGUCGGUUUAGUACCCUAUCAUGCAAUGGAUCCGGACACUCCCAUCUCCACUGCAUUUGCUAGCCAUGGGAUGAAUUGGGCUUCGUAUGUGAUAACUGUUGGAGCUGUUACUGCACUCUGCUCAACUUUGAUGGGUUCUCUUCUUCCUCAGCCACGAAUUCUGAUGGCAAUGGCUAGGGAUGGGUUGCUGCCCUCAUUCUUUUCAGAUGUUAAUGAACGCACACAAGUUCCUAUAAAGAGCACAGUGGUAACUGGAAUUGGUGCUGCAAUCUUGGCAUUCUUUAUGGAUGUUUCAGAAUUGGCAGGAAUGGUCAGCGUGGGUACACUUGUUGCAUUUACUAUGGUAGCAAUAUCUGUAUUGAUACUCAGGUAUGUCCCACCAGAUGAGGUGCCAUUGCCACCAUCUCUUCAGGAGUCUAUUGAUUCAUUUGCAUUGCGAUGUGGUGAGAGUAGUAAGGAAAGAAAUAGGAAAUAUCUUGUUGGCUCCUCUAAGGAUGGUACCCAAGCUCUGCUUGAUCAAGUAGACAUCUCUGUUGAAAUUCCUUUGAUUGCCAAACAUCUGCAUAUUGGCAACUAUGUUAUGAAUGAAAAUAAAAGGCGAAAAAUUGCUGGCUGGACAAUUAUGCUGACAUGUAUUGGGGAGUUUCUCCUUGCAUAUUCAGCUUCAAGUUUGGGCUUUCCAAGCUUUCUUCGGUACUCAUUGUGUGGAGUUGGUGGUGUUCUUAUUUUAUCUGGUCUUGUUGUGCUGACCUGUAUAGAUCAAGAUGAUGCACGCCACAGCUUCGGACACACAGGAGGUUUCAUAUGCCCAUUUGUCCCAUUGCUACCGAUUGCUUGUAUUCUCAUCAAUGUGUACCUUCUAGUUAAUCUCGGAGCUGCAACUUGGGCGCGGGUUUCUGUGUGGCUGGUUAUAGGGGUGGUGGUUUAUCUGUUUUAUGGCCGAACACACAGCUCACUGCGAGAUGCAGUUUAUGUUCCGGUGGCACAGGCAGAUGAAAUCUGUCGUGGUUCAGCAAACUAUGUGUCUUAGAAGCCAUUGUCAAGGAAAUUCAUGUGGUCCAAGUAUGGUUUGUAACAAAGGUGUUGUCUUGUUAAUAUUUGCUUACAUUAUUUAUUACAGGAAGGACUACAAAAGUAGUCCAGUCCAUGGUAACGGUAGACCUUAGAAAUAUGUUGUAGUGCAUCAUGUUUCUUCUUUGUAAAUAGAAUUUGUAACCAAAGUUUCACCACUUUAGUUAUUUCAUUAUACAAGUGUUUCAUAGCUUUCCUCUA